AUGGCGCCUGACCAAAACGUUAUAAUACGUGCGUGCAUGUUCACACACAUUUAUAUGUCGUUUAAUAGAGUAAACAUCAUUAAUAAUUGUUUGUUAGCUUGCUAAUUAGCUUAGCUUGUUAGCUGCUAACAAAGACGGGCGGAAGUGAUGAAAACACAUCGCUAAGCAGAGAUCAAGUGUGAGUGUAAAGUGUUGUGAUUGUGUGAAUAUGUGCGAAAGAAGGAUAGCAGAGUACGAGGAGGAACUUUGUCCAACAAAAGAGGAGAAGGAGCGACAACAUCAACUACUGGACGCUGUUUUCAAGAAACAUCAAGUUGUGUUACACGGAACAGACAUUCAUCAGCUGUCUACGAAUGGGGGGGGCUCCACUUGGGAGCCACAGACCCCCCGUUUUAACAAAGAAGAGGAGGAUCCACAGCCCUCGUGUGUUAAAGAGGAAGUGGAGGACCCACAGCACCUCCUUCUUAAAGAGGAAGAGGAUCAUCCACUGCCCACCCUUGUUAAAGAGGAAGAAGGUGAUCGACAGUCGUCUCAUUUUAAAGAGGAAGAGGAGGAUGGGUGGACCAACCAGGACGAAGAGUGUCUUCUAGAGCAGGAGGAGGCUGAUCUCAGCAAGUUUCCACUGACUGUUGUCUCUGUGAAGACCGAAGAGCAUGAAGACAAACCACCUGAGUCCUCACAGCUUCAUCACAGUCCAAACGUCCGGCAGCUGUUUGGCCGUCAAGAAGAACCCAUGCUUCAGUUACUGGGGGAGAGCUCCACUUUGAAGCGGGAGGAUCCAUAUCCUCCACAUUUUAAAGAGGAAGAUGAUGAACUCUGGAUCACUCAGGAGGGAGAGCGUCUUCUAGGGCAGGAGGAGGCCGAUCUCACCAAGUUUCCACAGACUGUUGUCCCUAUGAAGACCGAAGAGCGUGAAGACAAACCACCUGAGUCCUCACAGCGUCAUCCCAGUCCCGGUAAGGAGAAGAGCAGCAGCUCAACAGAAGCUGAUGAAGACCACUGUGGAGGAUCACAAGCAGACAAGCUCUUAGCUCCACUAUCAGAUAGUGAGGACACAACGUCACACUCUCCUGACACUGAUGAUGAAGACUCUAAAGAUGAUAAGACACGUCACACUGACAACACACACUUCACAUGUUCGCACUGCGACAAAACUUUUAAAUACCUCUAUAAUCUGAAAAUACACAUUAGAAUACACACUGGAGAGAAACCUUUUUCUUGUUCAGUCUGUGGCAAAACGUUUAAUCGCCGUAACAAUCUGAUCAUACACAUGAGAACGCACACUGGCGAAAAACCGUUUUCCUGUUCUAGCUGCAACAAAAGCUUCUGUGACCAAUCCAACCUCGUGGUACACAUGAGGACGCAUACGGGGGAGAAACCUUUCAGUUGUGCGGUUUGCGCAAAAGGCUUUGUGAGAAACUUUGUAUUGACGCAACACAUGCGGACGCACACUGGGGAAAAACCUUUUAUUUGCUCAAACUGUGGCAAAAGGUUUUCUCAAAGGGGAAAGCUGCAGUCGCAUAUGAGAUCGCACACAGAAGUAAAACGUUUUAGUUGUUCAGUCUGCAGUAAAAAGUUCUACGAUGAACAUAAUAUGCAAACUCACAUGAAAACACACAUAGGAGAAACGCCCUUUAGUUGUUCAGUUUGUGCCAAAGGUUACGUUAGAAACUCCGAUUUGGUUUCACAUAUGCGGACACACACCGGAGAAAAACCUUUCAGUUGUUCGGUUUGUGGUAAAAGAUUCUCUAGCAAACGUAAUAUGCAAUCGCACAAGAAAACACACACAGGGGAAAAACCUUUCAGUUGUUCAGUUUGUGCGAAAGGCUUCGUGAGAAACUUUGCUUUGACUCGACACAUGCGGACACACACCGGAGAAAAACCCUUCAUUUGCCCAAAUUGUGGCAAAAUGUUUUCUCAAAAGGGAGCCUUGCAGUCACACAUUCAAACACACACAGGAGUCAAAAGUUUCAGUUGUUCAGUUUGCAAUAAAAGAUUCUCUCACGAACGAAAUAUGCUGACCCACAUGAGAACACACACAGGAGAAAUACCCUUUAGUUGUUCAGUUUGCGCGAAAGGCUUUGUCAGAAACUCCGAUUUGGUUCAACACAUGCGGACACACACCGGAGAAAAACCUUUCAGUUGUUCAGUUUGCGGGAAAAAGUUUUCUCAGAAGGGCACGAUGCAGUCACACAUGAGAACACACUCAGGAGAAAAACCUUUUAGUUGCACUGUUUGCGGUAGAAGAUACUUCAGCAAAUCCAGCAUGCAAACGCACAUGAGGACACACACAGGAAAAUAACUUUUUUUCUAAAUGUCCUCUUUGAAUAGACUCCAGCAUAGUCAUUAAUGGUCAUGGCAGGGCCUCUCUAAAGUCUGGACCCUGCUUCAGAAUCAAAUCAGUCUGGACCCAUUGGAGACACAGUCUUAUAUUAUGAGUUACAAUUUAAGCUUUUGGUUAAAAAUACAUCAAAAAAUGGUUUGCAAUGACAAAUAAUGUGUUUUGACUUAUGAUUUGCUUUCAUCCAUUAAAGAUAACCGAUAAUAAUUUCACAUAUUUCACUUGAAUUCAUAAUUGGGAUAAGAACAUAAGAACAUGUCACAUACGUGUCCAAAUACUUUCACAGGAACACGUCACACCCUGACCUUUAACGCAGUUACCCUGACAUUUGGUAAAAAUCAUAAAUACAAACCCCGUUUCCAUAUGAUUUGGGAAAUUGUGUUGGAUAUAAAUAUAAACUGAAUACAAUGAUUUGCAAAUCCUUUUCAACCAAUAUUCAAUUGAACACACUACAAAGACAAGAUAUUUUCGCAAACAGUCUGGAUGGUUCGCUUCUCCUUUGAUCCGGAUGACACGAUGUCGAAUAUUUCCAAAAACAAUUUGAAAUGUGGACUCGUCAGACCACAGAACACUUUUCCACUUUGCAUCAGUCCAUCUUAGAUGAUCCCGGGGCCCAGAGAAGCCGGCGGCGUUUCUGGAUGUUGUUGAUAAAUGGCAUUCGCUUUGCAUAGUAGAGCUUUAACUUGCACUUACGGAUGUAGCGAUGAACUGUAUUUAGUGACAGUGGUUUUCUGAAGUGUUCUUGAGCCCAUGUGGUGAUAUCCUUUUGAGAUUGAUGUCGGUUUUUGAUACAGUGUCGUCGGAGGGAUGGAAGGUCACGGUCAUUCAAUGUUGGUUUCCGGCCAUGCCGCUUAAGUCGAGUGAUUUUUCCAGAUUCUCUGAACCUUUUGAUUAUAUUAUGGACCGUAGAUGUUGAAAUCCUUAAAUUUCUUGCAAUUGCACUUUGAGAAACAUUGUUCUUAAACUGUUUGACUAUUUGCUCACGCAGUUGUGGACAAAGGGGUGUACCUCGCCCCAUCCUUUCUUGUGAAAGACUGAGCAUUUUUUGGGAAGCUGUUUUUAUACCCAAUCAUGGCACCCACCUGUUCCCAAUUAGCCUGCACACCUGUGGGAUGUUCCAAAUAAGUGUGUGAUGAGCAUUCCUCAACUUUGUCAGUAUCUAUUGCCACCUUUCCCAAACUUCUUUAUCACGUGUUGCUGGCAUCAAAUUCUAAACCUAAUGUUUAUCAGUUUGAACAUCAAAUAUGUUGUCUUUGUAGCAUAUUCAACUGAAUAUGGGUUGAAAAGGAUUUGCAAAUCAUUGUAUUCCGUUUAUAUUUACAUCUAACACAAUUUCCCAACUCAUAUGGAAACGGGGUUUGUAAUAACAGUAAUGAUAACUCAUGGGUCUGUAUUAUUAUUUGGUGCCCUGUUUGUUCUUCUUUUAGACACACAUCCUGUCCCAACACACACAGUCAGCAGGAAUUAGACACACUGUUAGGAUCAUUUGACUGCACACAUAUAAAUAAUGUCUAACAAGUAAGAUUCAUGAAUUUGUGUAAAUAAUGAAUGACCCCUAGUGUUAAUCAAUUAAUUGGAAAUGCUUUCUAGUGUCACAACAACCUUGAUGGCAAGUACACGUAUGUGUCUCAUUUUGACGGACUUUUCCCGCAACACAAACUUUAAAGGGGAACAUUAUCAGCAGACCUAUGUAAGCGUCAAUAUAUACCUUGAUGGUGCAGAAAAAAGACCAUCUAUUUUUUCAACCGAUUUCCGAACUCUAAAUGGGUGAAUUUUGGCGAAUUAAACGCCUUUCUGUUUAUCGCGCUGGAGGCGAUGACGUCAGAAUGUGACGUCGCCGAGGUAACACAGCCGCCAUUUUCAUUUUCAACACAUUACAAACACCGGGUCUCAGCUCUGUUAUUUUCCGUUUUUUCGACUAUUUUUUGGAACCUUGGAGACAUCAUGCCUCGUCGGUGUGUUGUCGGAGGGUGUAACAACACUAACAGGGAGGGAUUCAAGUUGCACCACUGGCCUGAAGAUGAGAAAGUGUCUGGCGCCAGACCCCCAUUGAAUGUGCCAGAGUGUCUCCACAUUUAUCGGCGAUGACAGACAUGGCACAGAGAUGUAUGGAUAACCUGCAGAUGCAUUUGCAACAAUAAAGUCAACUAAAUCACAAAGGGGAGUUUUGUUGUUGUUGACUUAUGUGCUAAUCAGACAUAUUUGGUCGCGGCGUGACUGCCAGCUAAUCGAUGCUAACAUGUUUCGCUAAUCAACGCUAACAUGCUAUUUACCGGCGGUGCUACGACAGACAUGGCACAGAAAUGUAUGGAUAACCUGCAGAUGCAUUUGCAACGAUAGUCAACGAAAUCACAAAGGUGAGUUUUGUUGAUGUUGACUGCCAGCUAAUCGAUGCUAACAUGCUAUGCUAAUCGUUGCUAACAUGCUAUUUACCGGCGGUGCUAAAGCAGACAUGGCACAGAGAUGUAUGGAUAACCUGCAGAUGCAUUUGCAACUAUAUUAUGUUUCCUUCCACCUACAUUUAAUGCGAAACAAACACUUACCA
Messenger RNA from Nerophis ophidion (straightnose pipefish), 4886 nucleotides. Its product is annotated as oocyte zinc finger protein XlCOF6-like. Gene Ontology annotation, molecular function: DNA-binding transcription factor activity, RNA polymerase II-specific; RNA polymerase II cis-regulatory region sequence-specific DNA binding. Bases 209 to 2302 code for a protein of 697 amino acids. Gene Ontology annotation, biological process: regulation of transcription by RNA polymerase II. Lineage: Eukaryota; Metazoa; Chordata; Actinopteri; Syngnathiformes; Syngnathidae. The record is from RefSeq and is a predicted model, not a curated record. The transcript is spliced from 3 exons.